This is a messenger RNA of Blepharisma stoltei, 3427 nucleotides long. The record is from the annotation of a GenBank genome assembly. NCBI's taxonomy places the organism in Eukaryota, Ciliophora, Heterotrichea, Heterotrichida, Blepharismidae.
AUGGGCUAUUUUAAAGCAUGGCACUAUAGCGCAACUGGUAAUCUUAAAGGCCUAUCUUCUUCUACAGAUCUUAAGAUAAUCCCUACUAUGCCAGUGAACAACAUGAAUCUUAAACCUAUUUCUAUUUCAAACAGUUCCUUAGCUGCUUCAUCUGAUUAUAAUUUUGAUUUCUAUUUAACUCAAAACUCAGCUUCAAGCUUUAGCUCUGCUAAUACCUUCAACAUUACGUUCCCUCAGCAAUUUAAUUCCAUAUCAUAUACAAUUUGCAAAUUAAUGGUAUUUGACGAAACAUCAGCCACAGUUAUGACUGAAGCAACUUGGACAGCUAAUUGCACCUGCAAAGCAGUAAGAAAUAUUAUAAGUCUAACUCCAUUAGGUGUCACCCCUUUAGUCAAAACAACAGAUAGAAUUCGUAUUUCGCUAACUAAUGUUAACAACCCCUCUUCUAGCUUGACAAGAACUACAGGCUGGGAUAUCACUGGCUCCUCAUUCGGGCCUUCAUAUAUGUACUGAUCUAACAGAUUUGAUAUAAUUGCAGUUGACUGAACCAACUACGUCCUUACAGGGAGGACUUAUGGAAAUCUUAACUCGGGAUAUGUAGGGUACGGCCAGUACAAUCAUACUACCCCUAGUAAUCCUACUGAUCCUACAAACCCUACUGAUCCUACUGAUCCUACUAAUCCUACAAAUCCUACUAAUCCUACUGAUCCUAAUUACCCUGAUCCUUCAAAAGUAAACAUUGGUGGGACUGAAGACAAUCAAAUUAUCAAGCUAAUUCCUGGCACAGAAAGUGACGAUAUUUUAAUCAAGCUCACCUCUGGGUCAUCGAAAAUUGGCUUAAGAUCGCAAAAAUUAACUCUUACGCCAAAAGUAAAUUGUCUUGACCAAACCAUAGCCAAUGGUAUAAAACUCACUUCACCCUAUAACAAUUGAAUUGCGUUUCAAUUGGAUGAAGUUAUAAAGUUCAGGGUGUCACUAGCGACUGGAACUCCCGCUGGGACUUGCUAUAUAGGAUGGACUUCAAUAGAAAAUUUACAAGAUGGAGUUAGUGAUUCCAUUUAUAAUCCUUCUCAGGUCGUUACUGUUAGAGUUAGUGCUGUUGAAAAAAUUGCAAUUGGUGUUGAUACUAUUCCCACCCUUUAUGCAGGCUACACAAGUAUUCCAAUUGCUGUUAUACUUGCUCACGCUCCAGCAUCUGAUUUGAGUGUUACUCCAACAUUUGGUGCUACAGCUUCAGGAAUUUUUAUAAACCCUGUCACACUUACAUUUAGACCUAACACCCAAUUUCUUUGAUUUGAACUAAAAAUUAAUGCUAGUUACGAUUUCACCCAGAAACCUAGACUUGAUUUCUACCUGACUGGAACUGAUGCAAAUUCUUUCAUUGCGCCUACUUCUCAAUCUCUAUUUGUCACAUCUUAUUCCUCUUCGUCACCUGCAAGAUUAAUUCUUACCCCUAAUAUUCUUACAGGUACUUCAAUUACAAUAACUGUAAGCUACAGCAAAAAUGCUGCUAUCUAUUGAGGAAUUGCAUGCCAAGGCGCUCCUAUACUUGACUUUACCGAUCUUCAGGCACAGACACAAAGUCUUGUAUCUCCAAGCUCUAGCCUGCUAAGUCUCUCAGAACAACUUGCAGCUGAUUAUCAAGCUACUGAGACCCAUGUUGACUAUACGAAAGACACUGAUAUUGGUUCUUUCUUCAGGAGAAUUCAAUUGAUUUACAAUCAUGGCUGAUGACAAAAAACCCCAAAUUCAAAGCCAAAAAAGUAGACUGGCCCUCCCUUUGUCCAAGAGACAAGAGUAUUAUGUUGCCUGCAAAUGGCAGAGACAGUUCGAGAAGGAAGUACUGUACACUUCCCUCAUAACUUGAUAACUACCAGGGAUUAAGAGAGUCUUGUGCUGCAAUUUUGAUUCAAGCAGGUUCGGAUGAGUCUCCCCGUUAGGCUGACGACGUCAAAAUUUUUGAUGGCCCAGAAGGAAAGGGCGUUAGAUGGCUUUUGUGUUUAGAGCCAUAUGAAGAGUGAAGCUAAAGCUUGACUGACUGACUGGCUAUAGGCUGAAACAAUCCCCGUUUAACCCUCUAACUAAAUCUUUCUCUUACUCCCCCCCUCCGUGAGUGAACAAAACCAUUAGAAAAAUUGCUAUUUUUGCCCAAAAAACCCACCCUCCGUGAGUGAACAAAAUUUUUUUUUAAUAGAAAAAAAUUUUUAUGGAAAAAAAAAUUUGAUAUAUAAGUGAUAAUUAGUAUAUUGAAAUCUAGAGCUAAUUCUGUUUAAUUUUAAACAAAUUGCGUUUUUAAAACAUAAAUUUUAUAAAUUAAAUUAAUAUUUGCUUUCAAUUUUUGCGAAUUAGGAUUUUUUUUAAAUUUCGAGAAAAAAUAUCUCUAUAAAAUUUAUAUAUAAAUUUUUUAAAAAAAAAUUAACCCUCCGUGAGUGAAUAAAAUGUUUUUGUUCACUCCUGGAGGGGGGGAGUUAGGAGAAUUCACAGGAGCCACUGCCUAAACAUAUGGACUGGCGCAGUUCCCAUUAGAGCUAAAUUUGGGCUAUUAGUAAUUGCUUUAGACUGGCUUAUGGAUGGCACUUCCUACCAGUUUUAUGCAUAUGCUGACGAUAAAAUUAGCACCCCAGCAUUUGCAUCUUGCGAAUUUAAAACUUCAGCAACCCAGCCUGCAUAUUCUGCAUCAGUUACUUUUCCGGGAAGUAUUGCGGAAAAUACGAGUGAUAACAUUAGACGAUUCUUGGCGAAGAAUAUGGGAGUUAACCCUGAUUGGCUUAUUUCUGCGGGUGUCACUAACCCAUCAUCACCUUCAGGAUCUUUAAGACUUUUAAAGAGUUCAGAAACGACUUCAUAUACAAGGUUCAAUUACUGAGUCAUUUAUGAUAGAAGUAAGCCAAAAUACUCACCGCAGUUCAUUCUCAAUAGUCUUGACCAAAAUGGAGCCACUAGUGAUCUGAGCUAUUUGAUUGGAGUUGCUCCAGCAGCUUUUGGAGUUCCUGUUUCUCUAUCGAUUGGUACAGCACCGACCUGGGUAACUGCCCCAGCUAAAACAACAGUAUAUGAUUCAGGGGCCACAUUUGUUGCAACCUCCUCACAAGAUGGCCUUGUAUGUGUAUCUUGCUCUGAUAACUGUUGAAACAAAACUGCUUACGCUUGGCAAGUUGUUGAUGGGCUAGAUUGUGAGUCUAGCGCUGCGUAUGGAGCAUGCGUCAAUGUUACAUCAGCAAUUAGUACUUCGUUUGCAGUUUCUGGCCUUGCCCCUGGUACUAUGUACUAUUGCUUCUUCACUGCUUGCAAUACCUACCCAAUUAAUCCUUCUUGCAUUGAUGCUGAACAAGGUAAGGGCUUGGUACGUAUAACAAUUACGACAACUAGCAAUGACAUAGCAGUGUUGAUUGAUCUUUUAUCGGCUAUCUUCUUGAUCUAUAACUAA